This is a messenger RNA of Nycticebus coucang (slow loris), 9436 nucleotides long. It is a transcript of the gene ENGASE, whose product is annotated as endo-beta-N-acetylglucosaminidase. The coding region runs from base 112 to 2313 and encodes 733 amino acids. Gene Ontology annotation, biological process: protein deglycosylation. The transcript has 14 exons. The record is from RefSeq and is a predicted model, not a curated record. NCBI's taxonomy places the organism in Eukaryota, Metazoa, Chordata, Mammalia, Primates, Lorisidae. Gene Ontology annotation, molecular function: mannosyl-glycoprotein endo-beta-N-acetylglucosaminidase activity. Gene Ontology annotation, cellular component: cytoplasm.
CUUGGCCCAGCUGGGGCCGCGUUGCGCACUCUUCAUUGGCCGAGGCGGCGCGGGGGCGGAUCCGGGCCUGCCAUUGGCUUUGGGUGCCGUGACGCUGAGCAGCCGGGUGUCAUGGAGGCCCCGGUGGCGACCCGGUGCGCUUCGCGGCGGCGGGAACGGCAGCUGCGGGGCCUGGCUACUGCAGAGGCCGGGACGCGCGAGGGGUCAGAGCUGCUGCCGAAGCGGCGGCGGCGGCGUCCGGGGAGGAGAAUCACAGAGGACCAAGAAGAAGCAGUCUUUCGAGAAGUGAUCAGUUUUACCCCGGAUCCUUUGCCAGUUAGAUACUAUGAUGUGGACAGCACCAAACCUAUCAGCUUUUACCUGUCUUCGCUGGAGGAGCUCUUGGCCUGGACGCCCCACAGGGAGGAUUGCUUUAACAUGGCUCUGGAGCCCCUGGGGUGCCGCCAGCCCCCUCUGAGCAGCCAGAGGCCCCGCACGCUGUUGUGCCAUGACAUGAUGGGUGGAUACCUGGAUGACAGGUUUAUCCAGGGCUCGGCGGCGCAGAACCCGUACUCCUUCUAUCACUGGCAGUACAUCGACAUCUUUGUAUACUUCAGCCACCACACAGUCACCAUCCCCCCAGUAGGCUGGACCAAUGCUGCCCACCGGCACGGGGUCUGUGUGCUGGGGACUUUCAUCACAGAGUGGAGCCAAGGCGGGAGGCUCUGCGAAGCCUUCCUGGCAGGGGACGAGGUCUCAUACCAGGCGGUGGCUAAUCAGCUUGUCCAGAUCGCUCAGUUUUUCCAUUUCGAUGGCUGGCUGAUUAACAUCGAGAAUUCCUUGAGCCUGGCUGCUGUGGGGAACAUGCCUUCCUUCCUCCGGUACCUGACCACUCGGCUGCAUCAGCAGGUCCCGGGGGGCCUGGUGCUCUGGUAUGACAGUGUGGUGCAGAGUGGGCAGCUCAAAUGGCAAGAUGAGCUCAACACGAACAACAGGGUCUUCUUUGAUUCCUGCGACGGCUUUUUCACCAACUAUAACUGGCGUGAGGAGCACUUGGUGCGGAUGGUGGGGCAGGCUGGGGAGCGCCGGGCAGACGUGUACGUGGGUGUGGAUGUGUUUGCUCGCGGGCACGUGGUCGGAGGCCGGUUCGACACAGACAAGUCGUUGGAGCUGAUCCGAAAGCAUGGCUUCUCUGCGGCUCUGUUUGCUCCGGGCUGGGUGUAUGAGUGUUUGGACAAGAGAGAUUUCUUCCAGAACCAGGACAAAUUCUGGAGUCUGCUGGAACGCCACCUGCCCACACACAGCAUCUGCUCCUUGCCUUUUGUCACCUCUUUCUGCCUGGGCAUGGGGACACGAAGAGUGUGCUACGGCCAGGAGGAGGCCGUGGGGCCCUGGUACCACCAGAGUGCCCAGGACAUCCAGCCUUUGUUUGGAGAGCACAGGCUAGGAGGGGACGGCAGCGGCUGGGUGAAGACACACUGCUGCCUGGUGGACGCCUGGCACGGGGGCAGCUCCCUGCUCCUCCAGGGCACGAUCCCACCCGAGAUGGGGAAUGUGGCUGUGAGGUUAUUCUCCCUGCAGGUGCCGAUACCUCCCAAAAUCUUCCUGUCCAUGGUGUAUAAACUUGAGGGGCCCACGGAUGUCAGGGUUGCCUUGGAGCUGACCACAGGGGAUGCCAGCAGCUGUCACGUCAGUGGCAUCUCAGUGCUGAAUGAAACAAGCUCGAGACACAGCCCCCGACCCCUCCGGGUGCCCCCCACCAAGCUGGCCAGAUGGGCGGGCCGCUGUGGUCAGCAGCUCAGUGGGGGCUGGGUCCAGCGCUGCUACGAGGUGAGCCUGCGUGGGUGCCUCCUCCUGGACCUUUUUGUGAACUUCUCACGGCCGCCGGGCAGCCAGGGGCAAGAGAGCUUCAUUUGUCGCCUUGGAGAGAUCCAGGUGGUGGAUGCCAACAGCCUACUGACCCCUCUGCCCCAGGUGCAGGCUGUCACCGUCACACACGUUCGCUGGCGGCAGGCCACCCCUGCCCAGCUGCAGCUCAGCUGUACCCUGUACUGGUCCUACCUCCUAGUGCACGUCCGCUGCUUCCGUGUCCACCACCAAGCAGGGGUCACGGGGGACGCUCAUGGCAGGGAGCCGCCGAGACCAGAGAAGCCCACUUUCUUGGGCCUGGCCUUUGCCAACCAGUACCGAAUAGUGGACCUGCUAGUGGAGGCUCCUGGGCCAGGCCAGGAUGGUCGUGUGGAGUUCCUGGUGGAGCCUGUCUCCAGGGAGGGGUUCCUGGUACCGCAGGCUGAGUGGGGUAGGGUGGCCCUGCUCUAUGCUGCCCCCGUGUGAGCCACUGUCCUGGCUGCCUGCCAAGGUUCAUUUCUGCCCAGCUUUCUGCCCUGGGCCUGUGUCCUGCUAUGUGCGGGCAGUGGUGGCCAGACCUAGUUCCCAAGGACUGGGUUGGAAGACCCUUGCUCCCUAGAAGCCUGGGUCCCUGUCUGCAGCUCUUUGGUGGGGUGCUGGAAAUUGGAAAGCCGAGAAGUCAGUUUGCUGAGUUGCUAAUUCUGUUUUUGUCUGAUUUCUUUCUACAGCGUACAGUUCUCAGGAGAAAAUGAGAGGAUUUGAGGAAGUUUAGUCUAGAAAAUUCCAUAAAGGGUCGUUCCUAGUAAGCUGAAAGCUGUUUCUGCCAAGAGUGGUGGGUGGCCUUUCCUCCUGCAGAUCAAACCAUUUGGUCAGGAGUGUAAAUUGUGGCAGGAGCUACUGUGGCUCUCUGGAUGGGGACAGAAUAGCAGGGAUACCUGCAGAAAGGCCCCUUUCUCCUUGGUGACAGGAGCUUAGGGCGAGGAGCCCUGCAUUACACCUGCGGUUGGGUCCACCUCCAGGGUCCUGGCUUCAGCAGUUUCCCAUCCCUGUGAGCCCAGAGUUACUUCCGGAGUGUUCUCAUCAACCUCCAGCUCUGCCGUGACUCCUCCAGGCCAUAGGCAGCAGUGAUGGCACUGAGGCAAUUUGUAUGUGCGGCCCCUCUCUGCCUGGCCUGCAGCACACACGGAGGCUUUGAGACCUGGUGGGGCUUUUGCAGCUACUUUGUUCCUUCACACCCUCCCUCUCAGCCUCACCCAAGGCUGGGGGACCUCGAGGCAGCCCCUUGAGCAGGUGUUGGCACAGGCACAUGGCAGUGCACAGGAGGCAGGGUCCCCUCCGUUCCUUCCUUCUCUUCUCAAAUCUUCGCCUCCCGAGGCUUCUGCAGCCACACAGCUUCCUGCUGCCACCUAUGCUGUCUUGGAGGCUUCCUGAUGGUGGGCUGCAGACCCCAUGGCCCUGGGUCACCCUGCUGGGCCUUUCCCUGCUUUCCCUUCAUCCCCAUGCAGGCAAGGUCUGCUGUGAUUAACAGUCAAGGCUUGAAGUCCCUCAUUCUUGGGGGUCUCUCACCCCCAGGUCACAUAGGGCCAAUGGUACCUUCCCAUCACUGCUGUCUUCUUCCUGUGGUGUGGGGUGGUGCUGAGGGUUAGGAUGCUGGGGUCACAUUGAAGGGUCAGCAUCUGCAGAUUUGAUUUCUCCUUGUAGCACGGGGAGAGGCCAGCAGGCCAGGUCAGCCACACCAUCCCGUCCUGAGAGGGCUCUGAGUGCCAGGUCCCCUUCCAGGGGCCACAGUUGGCCUCUUUCCUCAUCUUCCCUGUUCUGGGAGCGGGUGUGCCAAGCAGUAACAGGGGCAGAAAGCCCUGGGGUUGGGGGCAUCUUUACUGAUUGGGAGCCUUUUCCAUGUCUCACCCAUGGCCCAGCUAGCUGUUAGCCCCAGGAGGAAUCAGUUUGCUGAAGUGAGAGGCAGAGAGAUCCUUCUGCCGACCCUUGUGACCUAGAGUAGUUCUGAGGCCUGUCCUGGUUGGGGGACUGCUGUGGCCCCAAUCUGUAUCCCGAGAGUGGGCGGUGGCAGGGCAGGCAGGGCUGCCAGUGUCAGGCAGCAUUGGAUGGACACUGCUUCCCUUAUUUCAUGAAGUUGGUUUUUUUAAGUGCCUGUUCCCCCAAAUAUUUUAUGCAGAGGAGGGAAAAUUUAUAGUGGCAAUUAUUUUCUCACAGUCUGGUGCAUAGGAGUCAGGGGGCUUAGCAGAGUGUGGUGGGUGGCAGAUUCUCACCACCCUGGCUCCCCGAGAGUGGUCCCCAACCCUGGCAAUGAUGGCUUGUGUGCAGGAAGAUUAACACACCAGCACUUAAGCCUGUACCCCACUGGCAGUGUAAUCGCUUUAAAAUAAAUUAUUUGAUGUUGUGGAAAUGAACUCGCAUCCGGGGGCAGUGGGGUGUGUGGCCCGACUCAGGCUGGAAUCUCCUGGGCCCGAGAGGGUUCUGUUGCUUCCCUGCUCUGUUCUCCUCGCUCUUUUGGCUGGCCCCUUCAGCUCUGUCCUGGCUUCUGCCUCCUGCCUCCCUUCUGGGAGCCUACAGCUGGCCAGCUGGGGUUCUCUGAAGUGGCAGUGCCGCAUGGCCCUGGCUCAGCCUAACCACCAGCUACAGCCAUCCCUGCUGUGGUCCUACUCCCCGUAUCCCCAUCCUCUCUUGCACUGGGUUGAGCACAGCUGUGGGGGUGCCUGGCCUGACCCUUCUGCCUCCUGGGGUACAUUCUGCUCCAGCGAGGUCAUGCUCUGCCUGGCACUGCAUCAGCCCCAGGAGAGAAGGGACCAAGGCCACUCUCUACCUCAGGGUCUUGGGAGUUCCUGCCUGUCCAGUUUGCCCUGGGAUGGGUUGCAAGGACCAGCCUGUAGGAGAGGGUUGGGACUUCAAAGGCUCUAGGCCUAGAAGGUCCUUCUGAUUCUCCAUUGCCACCUACUUAAGGUAAAGGCAGAGUGGUGCCCUCUCCUGGCUUGACCCUUCGCCCGCUGUGCCUGGGAGCUGCCAAAUCAUAAAGAGUUGUCCUGGUUUGAAGAAAGAAAUCUUUAUUAAUAAUCUUAGUGAUACUGUUAAUUUGAAUGGUCACACCUUGGAAGCAUACAGAAUGGUAAGAAAGGAAGCCACGGGCUUGGCUGCAGUCCUGGGGGGUCUGGUUGGAGGGUCAAGCUGCUGCAAGAAAAGGGCCUGGACAGCAGGGUUGGGGCUCUGUACAGAGGACGCGCCGGAGGUGGGCGCGGGGCUAUGUACACUGGGAAUAGAAAAGGAGGAUUCUGUUUCGGUAGCUUCAGUAGCUGAUGCUGAAUAUAAAGUGAGGUGUAUUUUUUAAAUUUUUGACAUUUCAUGAGACAGUGGAGCCACACUGGGAGCUAUUUUUUGUAGAUUUUUUUCCUGCUUUCCGUCUCUAGCUCCCUGCCUGCCACCUUCCACUGCCCCCUCCCAUUCCACUACCCCUUGCACGCCUGGGAGAGGGGGGCUGCGGCUGUGGCCACCGGUCUCCCCAGCCCUUGCUCUUCCUGAUGUGGGUCCCUGCCCAGCCCUGCAGACCUGGCUGUGUUACAGAGCACUGGGACUCCUGGCCUUGUGAUGCCGCUGGUGCGGCCUUUCCCUGGUACCCCCUGUAGGAAUGGGCUCAAGGGGAAGAGGCAGGGAGGGUGGGGGUCCCCGCAGAUUGACUUUUGCUCUUACAUAGGGCCCAAGGCCCUUCCAGACAGAAAAACAGCCACCAAAGGCAGGGCUGCCUGUCCAAGCACACAGGUGUGAGUGGUUCCUGGCCCCAGGCUCCCUCUCACGGUGGGGGGAGGCACCCAGAAUUUUGCAACCACAUCGGCCCUUGUUGGAGUUGGACCCUAGGGCUGCUGGUCAGUUUCCUCACCAGGCUGAGGGAGGUGGGGCCUAGAGGAUGUGACAGGGUGAUGGGGCUCAGCGGAGCCCCGGGAUGAAAAGCCACCUGCCACCCGCCCCCCAGCCCACACGUCCCCUCCACUGCAUAGCUGGCAGCAGAGACUUGAGUCCUGCUGGCCACCUCCUCCCUGCUCGGGCCUGGGGCCUGUUCCACCGCUGGGCCCCACUGCCUUGGGAGUGGGGGGCCGAGAAAGGAAGACCAGAUAGAAAACAGAGCCCCCCACUGCCAUGCAAGGGAGGCCCUGUCGUCCCCUCCAACUCCCCACUGUUCUGCCAGCUGGGCAGGAAUGAGGGAUGCAGGAUGCGGUGGGGGCUGUCCUGUCCCUGGGCCGUGCUCCACGGCGGCCCUGCUGGCGUGCUCCCUCGGUGCGGGCGUGCAGCCAGGUCGCGGACUCGGGCUUGGUUGGAUGCCUCUUGGUUUGGUUGGUUUGGUUGGUUUUUUGUUGCUUGGAUCUUAACAUCUUUUUUUGUUUUGUUUUUUGUUUUGUGAUUUUUUUUGUUUUUUUGUUUUUGCCCUUCAUGGUCCGAGAAGGAAACGGUGGAAGGUUUCACUACAACAGAAACAGAAAGGCAGGACUUGCAGCUUCCUAGGAGCAGCCGUGGACAUGCCGUGAGGGCACCAGGUCCACAUGGCACGGGGCCCCGACACCUGCCCCCAGCUCCUGACACAUGUGUCUGCUGGGGCUGUGUGGAGCCAGAAUUGGGCCUGGGCUGCUCAGGGCAGUGGGAAGGAGCCACUACAGUGGACCUGGCCGGGAGGCGUCCCCUGGUUCUGCCCAGGACAUGGCCUGGCAGGAGGACAGCCAGAGUAGGCGUGUGGAGAGGCAUAGGCUACCUGAGAGAGAGCUGCAGGGCAGGUGAGGUCUGGGCGGUGAGGGGACCCACGCCCUCAGCUGGGUCCUUCCACCCCAGGCGCCCAGCCUGGUGCACUCUGAGCCCAGGACUACUCACUGCUGUCAUAGAGGUACAGAUAUAUGUCCCGGCCAGCCCUGGAAAAGAACCUUGCCUGUCUUGGCUGACUUUCCCAGGGGGCCAGCAGGUCCCCACGGCUGGGUAUGACCACAAGCCUAGCCUGCAUCUCCUCAGGAGCACAUGGGCCAAGGCAGCACCAAGGCCAAAAUGGGUGCAGCCCCGGGCCCCUGCACAUGGUGCCUGAGGCUGGCUGUUAGGAGCAGGCACCCGAGUAGGGAAGUGCUUCUCUCCUGGUGGCUCUCCCUGAAAUGUUCCCUGAUAAAGACAUCUGGAACCUGGGGACAGAGAAAGCAGCUGCAGCUCCAGGACGGAGACCAGUGCGAGGCUGGUCUGGGCCUGCCCCACAGUGCUGAGGUGCCUGUGGAGAGGCUGGGACAGGCCUUCCCUGGUGUCCUUUUCUAAGGAGUCACAGAGACUGGUUGACCAUGGUAGUCUGCACACCAUGUGAUGUGCUCGUCAUUACUUCUGUAGGAAAUGUCAUGAGUAAAUUUUAAUUAAAAAUAUUAGUUUUGGUUGAAUAGGGCAGGGAGGGAGAGGUUAUUCCUCUUACUAGCUGGGCAGUGUGUGGACGGGGCAGGGCCAGGGUACAGGGCUGGCUGUGGUGACUUCUGGGGGAGCCUGGGCCUUCAUGAAAUGUGAGUGUUGCCCUGGCAGGGCGCUACUGCUGGUCCCAUGGGGAAGGCUGCCCUUCUUGGCCCCCACUGUAUGCACACCGUACCUGGGGUGACCCGGGCAGUGACACCAACAAAGGCAAGACAGGUAUCAAGUUUCAGACACACGGGGAAGACCAGGGUCAAAGACACACACACCAGCACAGGUAGGGUGGGGACGCCAGCUGGCUGGAGGUAAAAAUCUAUGGAUCUAGAGUCGCCGAGGGACAGCAGUGUGCGUUGCUGGCCGGGGGGCGGGGAGUGCACUGUCCUCCCGUGGCUGAGCCUGCUGUUGGGGCUGCUGGGAGUAGUGUGUACUGGGCAGCCAGUGUGAAUGCUGUUAGGGGGUGGGUCUCUUGCUAGUAGGGGGUGAAGCGGCUGCACCCUCCUCGGCAGAGGCUAGCCUGCAACAUCAAAGGUGAGAGAGCCAAUCAGUACCACCUUUUGGUAGGGGGGAAAAAGCAAAAAGAAAAACAAUAAGGAAAAACAAAAAGAAACGGCUAGCUCCCAUUUUCUCCCCCCUUACAAUAUUCCUUGGGGAGAAGCAGAAAGGGCCCUGGGUUGUCAUGGCAACAGCAGGGGAGGGGCCUAUUUCUGAUGGGGGGUGGUCUCAGGGCCAGGAAGGGGCCAUCAGCCAAUGGUGCUUCUGGCUCACAAGCUUUUAGUGGCCUGGCCACUUGCUCAGGCCUGGCCAGAACUUUGUCCUCACGUGUCCUCGGCAGGACUACAUAGCAGGGAAGCCAGCUCAGUGAGAGAGGCACAGCGGCUGGGCACAGCGCUGAGGACUUUCUCUCUGGAGGCUGCUGGGGUGCUCACAGGGCUCUCUGGGUCCUCCUGGGCCCAGCCUGUGUCCUGCCAGAAAGGACAGGUCUUGGCUGCCCCUGGUCAGGGAGGGCUCCAAGGGAGCCUCCUACCGCACUUGCCAGUUUUGCCAGAAAAGGGGAAGAAACGGCAAGUUCAAGAGAAGACAAGUAAAGAAAAAACUAGAAAAUCUUCCAUGUAAAAAAGGAACCCACAGAGGGAACCUCCAUGCUGAGGAAAGCCUUCACUAGCAGCUGCACAGAGGGGCUGUGGGCCCCAGUGUCAGGGCUCUGUCCGUGAGGAGAUGUGGUCCCCAGGGCUGUUCCCCAUGGCUACAGCAGUCACCACAGGUUACCCAGGAUGUCCAAGGCUUGUUUAAAAUCAAAAAAGACAAAAGUUGGGAAGGAGUGAUCAGAAACAAGGGAGAUGGAAAAAAAAUCCAUUCUGUCUCCAAACCUCCCUCCUUACUCCCCUCAAAUGUUUUCAUCUUUGAUGCUGGUGCCAAGCUAGCUGAAAACUGACACUGGCCCCUGGGGCUGGGGGCGGUGGGAUAGGAGGGAGGUGUUCAGAGUGAGCUGGGGGCUGGCUCUAGCUCAGCGGUUCCUUCGUCUCUCCAGUGAAACAGAGUGAGCUGGGCUGCAUGUGCCGCCAGCUGGCCAUACAUACACACACACACAGACACGCUGGCCUGCUGGGGGAGUGCAGUGCCCCCGUCUUGCCCUCAGCACUCCAUAGCCUGUGAUGAGGCUGGGGUAGAGGAAUCCCUGAGGAGUCCGGGGGGGGAGAGGCUGGGAGCCUGGUGAGAAGCAGGGUGUCCAUGCUCCCUCCCUGCUGUGAGGAGUAUGUGGUGGUGGGGCAGAGGGACAUGGUGGCACAGUGUGGACACGUCCAGGAAGAGGAGAGAAGGACACACUUGCAGAACAGCCCUUAGGCCUUUGGGUCAGCAGAGGUAGCCCAGGGUUGGUUUCUUGGGUUCUCCUGGUGGUGGGAAUGGAAGGGCCUUAACGGGACUUUGGUUAUGGGGCUCAGAAACACAGGGCAGGCACACUAGGAUGUGUCCCCCAGAGGACUAGACAGGCAGUCUUGUCUCACUCAACUGAGGGUGCAAAGGGCAAGCCCCCUCCCCUCUCCCCAACUCAAAUGCAGGCCUGGACCUUCCGAAGUCACUAGGACUGAGGCAUUAGUCAGAGGUCUCAGUCGCUAUCUAAAGGCUCUGCCCACCCACCCCACUAUAGCGCCGUGCCCAACUCCCAACUCAUCAGGACCGUAAG